Molecule: messenger RNA, 3378 nt
Organism: Symbiodinium necroappetens
Lineage: Eukaryota; Dinophyceae; Suessiales; Symbiodiniaceae
Source: the annotation of a GenBank genome assembly
AUGGCCUCUGACCCUACGGCGGUGGCUUUGCAGCUGGUGGCAGCCGUCACGGCGGCACGACGCACCGGGAUGGUGCCUGUCGUUGGCCUCCUUUCGGCGGACCAGGUGGCAGAUUUGAACGAUCUGACGACGACAGCUAACCUGGUCCAGCAGGGGAUUGCUGAGGCGGCGGCGGCGGCAGAGGAGGUGCAGAGCUUUGCCCCGAUGGUGGCGGGAGGCGUCGGCGGAGGAUCGACGAUGCCGUCCGGGGCCCAGACACCAGCAUCGACGGUGGGGGUGGCCCCUCCUGACUUGGCCUUGAGCUCGACGCCUACGACGCCGAAGAAGGCCCCCCCACCGGUGCCCAAGGAUGUGGAGGCGGCGACCCCUGCACGGCGUCCUGUGAUGAAGGCGCCUCCCCAAGUUCCCGCCACGACGUGGCGAGUGACGCCCUUGGACCAAUUGCCGCGGAAGGCGGCGCCUACAUCGACGACUACCUCGGGGACAUCGACGCCAGCCCAUGUGCAGGUGAAGCCUAUGCCUCAACGACGUCUUCCGACAUCGCCUCGGGCGACAGCGGCGCCCUCGACGCCUGCAGCACCGAUGGCGCCCAUGCCCUCCGCUCCCCCGACGCCUGCUCAGAACACCGGGGGCGAGACGCCGGCGGACUACUUUGCCACUCCUGCAGCCAAGGCUCGUGCGGCGGCUCGGCUUGCGGCUGGGGCGGACCCGUUCGACGCCACACUGUCGAUGAUCGAGCGCUUCGGCGAGAUCCGGGCGGCGCUCAAUGUCCAGACCGAGGCGAUGGCGGCGGUGGCUCCCUCGACGGCUUCUACGAGACCGACGUCACCCAAGGCGCAGGGGAAGGCACCACCCGAGGCGCUCAUGCCCCCGACGACGCUCAUGGCACCAGAGCCGACGCCCGCGGCAGACCACCAGUACAUCGACCCGGACCUUGGGAUCCCGGCGGUCACGACGGUGGUUGCCGACACCUUCUUGGACACCCCUCUGGAGCCGACGGUGUCGGCGCAGGAUUUCUUGGGCCCGGCGCCACCACCGCGGCCCUUCUUCAACUUGACCACGGCCUCGACGACGAGAUCUCCGACGCCUCCGUCACCGAGGGUGGACCCGCCUGCGGCGGCUUCGGCCAGCGAUUUCUUGGGGGCGGCGUCGGCGGGAGUCCCCGCGCCAGGGCCCAUGACGACGGUGCCGGAGGAGGAUCGGCCAGAGCCCUGGGAGAUGCCUUCGACGCAGCGGCGCUCAGUGUUCCCCCCGGUCACGGCGGAGGGAACAGGGGGCAGGAACAUGAGGGCACCGAGCGCGGCGCAUCGGCGCGGCUCCGUGGGGCCCUCGCCCGGCCAAAGGGCGCAAUGGCGCCGCGACGCUCGGUCCCAAGACGAGCGGCGCCAGUACGGCGCGUAUGACAGUCGACGUUGGGGUGGUGCCGAGCCGUGGACGGCGGAGCAGGUGGACAUCCCGGCGGAGUACUACCCCUACAAGGUGUCCAUGGAACGGCGGGGGGCUUCGGCGCUCGGCGAGGUUGUCCCCAGCUCCCUUCGCCACUUGGCCUGCGACGACCUGGCGGCGGUGCGCCAAAAGGAGCAGGCGGCGCAGUGGCCUGAGACGGCGCCGCGGGGGGCACAGACCGAGACCGAUUACUAUUUCAUUCGGCGGUUGCCCCAAGGAGUUGCCGGCGCUCGAAUUACGGUGCAGCACUCCAAAGAACAGCGGCGCUUGGUGGGAUGGUGCGCCCACCCGUGCCAGCAGCCCCGCGGCGACGACAACCGCUGCGACGGAGAAGGCAGGUCGGCGCUAAGCCUUGCACCUCCCGACGAAGCGGAGAGGCUUCCUUUUGGCAUUUUGCCACGACGGCCCCGCUUCCAAGAUCCGCGGGUGUUCGACGGUUUGUCGACGCCUUGCACAUACGACGACGCGACCGCUGCAGACAUGGCUCAAGACGCGUCGGCGCCACAGCCGGGCACCUUCGCAGCUUUCCUGGCCGAGGUAGCCGCGGCCGGCGGUCAGGCGCAUAUGCAGGUAUUCGCCGAGCUCGGCGUCACCUCCCGAGCUCUCGUGGGACCGGCCGGCCCGGCACUGGCGGCAGCGGGGGUCCCCGAGCAGGUGAUCUUGGAAUUGGUGCGGCCGGCGCUGACCGGGCCGGCACCGUCGGCAUUGGUGCCGCGACGGGCCGACCUGCCCUACCGCAGGCCUGUGGCGAAGGCUUCCCUCCAGGCGUCCCUCCAGGCGGCGGCCCCGCAGAACAUUCAGCAGGCGGUGGACGCGCUUGAGGCCAAUGUGGUGGCGGCGUCCACCAGGCGUGCCCUGGACUCCAGGAUCAAGUUCUGGCUCAAGCUCGCGGCGACCAACGGCGUCGAGCCGUGGCCACUGACUCCCUGGAAACUUAAGGUCCUGGCGGCGUGCCUCCGGGAAGGGGGCUACCGCUCCGCCCAGCUCUACAUCGACGCGGUGCUUUGGCACCAAGAGCAUGUGCUGCAGACCGAGGUGCCGACGGGCAUGAGGAAGGAGGCUCGGCGCCUGGCCAAAGCGGCGGUGCGGGGCAUGCCCGGGACCAGGCUCAAGCAGGCCUUUGAUCUCGGCGUGUUGGCUGCGGUGGUCAGGUUCGGGCCGGCCGACGGCCCCUUGGACUGCCGACGGCCCCACCAUGCCGUCGACGUGGUGAUCGUGGCUUCCUGGUUCAUGCUCCGGGAGUCGGAGCUGGCCGGCGCCCGGGUCCGUGACAUCACACUCUCGGCCGCGGUGACCAAGGCGGCGUCGGUGGAGAUGUUCGGCCUAGUCCUCGGCACGGCCGGCGUGGAGACGCAUCACACCACACCCGACGGCCGGUCCCUUCCCAUCUUCGGGGGGCACUCGGCGAGGGUGGCAGGCGCCACGUUCUUGGCGGCGAGAGGAGUUGCUGUCGCAGUCAUCCAGCUGCUGGGGCGGUGGUCGAGCUCGGCGGUGGAACGCUACACUCAGUCGGCCCCUCUGACAUAUGCGGCGGCGGCGGUCCCGGCACAGGCCCUAGCCACGACGCCGGUAGACCAGCCGACCGCGAAGGCGCAGCCAGCAGCCCCCCAGUACCCGGCGAUUGCCGACGUGGACAGGGAGAGCAGCUGGGAGGUGGUCGCCCCCCCCGACGCUCAGUCGGAAGAGGAUGGGCUGGCCGGCGUGGCCUUCGUGCCGGCGCCCCUCCGAGCCGAGGCCGUGGCCAACAUCGUCGGCGAAGCCCCGACGGUCUACAUCAUGAACUCCCGCACCAGGGUGGUCCACCUUCCUGGUCCCGACGAAGCGGGCCUGGAGCGACAUGAGUGGGCGGCGAGCCUUCUGGCCUACGCCAGUUCUUUAGACUGUCGGCGGAGCCCCCGGAACCCCGGCGAUGCCAGCGGUGUUUCCCGGUAG